AUGGCCCUCAUGCGAACCCUGCAGCUGCUGACCCUCUGGCCUCUGUGCCACGCGGCCUUCACUCCCUCUGUCCCCGCAGCCUCCUACCCCAAGCCGUGGCUGGAGGCUCAGCCGGCCGCAGUGGUGACUCCGGGGGUCAACGUGAGCUUGACGUGCCAAGCCCCCCAGCCCGCCUGGAGGUUCGCACUCUUCAAGCUUGGAGAGAGCGCACCCCUGCUCUUCAGGGACGUGUCCUCCGAGCUGGCCGAGUUCUUCCUGGAGGAGGUGACCCCCGCCCAGGGGGGCAGUUACCACUGCUGCUACCGGAGGCUAGACUGGGGGCCGGGGGUCUGGUCGCAGCCCAGUGAUGCCCUGGAACUACUGGUGACAGAGGAGCUGCCCCGGCCGUCGCUGGUGGCGCUGCCCGGGCCGGUGGUGGCGCCCGGGGCCACCGUGAGCCUGCGCUGCGCGGGCCGCGUGCCUGGCAUGAGCUUCGCGCUGUACCGCGCCGGCGAGGCGGCCCCGCUGCAGUACCUCGACUCCAAAGAGCCCUGGGCUGACUUCCCCCUGGCCGGCGCCCAAGCCCCCGGCACCUACAGCUGCUACUACCACACGCCGCGCGCGCCCUACGUGCUGUCGCCGCGCAGCCAGCCACUCGUGGUGCACGCCCACGCUGGCUCGAGCUCCUUGGACUACACCCGGGGGAACCUCGUCCGCCUGGGGUUGGCCGGCCUGGUCCUCACGUCCCUGUGUGCGCUGGUGGCCUUCGACUGUCGCAGCCGGAGGAGUGCCCUGGGCCACUGGUCGUAG
Messenger RNA from Lepus europaeus (European hare), 789 nucleotides. It is a transcript of the gene OSCAR, whose product is annotated as osteoclast associated Ig-like receptor. Lineage: Eukaryota; Metazoa; Chordata; Mammalia; Lagomorpha; Leporidae. Gene Ontology annotation, cellular component: plasma membrane. The record is from RefSeq and is a predicted model, not a curated record. Bases 1 to 789 code for a protein of 262 amino acids. The transcript is spliced from 5 exons. Gene Ontology annotation, molecular function: collagen receptor activity.